Molecule: messenger RNA, 2276 nt
Organism: Phoenix dactylifera (date palm)
Lineage: Eukaryota; Viridiplantae; Streptophyta; Magnoliopsida; Arecales; Arecaceae
Product: FRIGIDA-like protein 3
Source: RefSeq, a predicted model, not a curated record
ACGAACUCGAUAUCUCCAGCGUUGAGCCCGCGGGAACACCAUAUCCGUCCUCGCGACCGGGACUCCCUGCCUCCUUUGCGCCGCUCCCGAAGGCGGUUCUUUCUAGGGUUUUCACUCCCCCCCCCCCCCCCCCCCCCCCGCCAUCCCGCCCCCAGCCCCGGCUUCUCGCCGCCCCGAUCCUUCAAGGGUUUCUCCAUUUCGCCUCUUUCUUUCAUCACCGAAGGUUGUUUAAUAGACAACUGCAAAAUAGCUAUGGCAGAUAUUGAAAAGGUUACUCUGGGUAUUGAAUCGGCAACAUCUAUGCUGGAACUUCUUGGAAAAGCAUUGGAGGAACUGGAAUCCCAGAGAGAGUCGUCUUUGCAAAACAAGAUCCAGUGGGACGACAUUGAAGAACAUGUCCACAACCUGGAGAGGUCAUUAAAGAAUAAGUUUGAUGAAGUAGCAGAGAAACAGAGGAUGUUUGAGGAAAAGCAAUCUGAGACUCAUGCAUUAAUUGCAGAAAGAGAGGCUUCUGUUGCUGCAAAAGAACAAUCUUCAUUGGAUCGUCUUCAGGAACUGAGAGAUAUUGCUGUUUCUGCCAUAGCAGAGGCACGCAAGAAAUACAAGGUGGCAUCUCCUGAGCCAGUUGAUAUCAGGGAAAGCAAAAUUAAAAAGGUAAGCACUUCUCUCAAUGAUCCUAAUGCAACUCCUGCGUCAGCGGAGAAAAAUCCUGAUAAUGGAUCAGGUGAUUUAGCUGAAGCUGUGGCUGUUGAGAUUAAGCCCCGUCCUCAAUUGAAGCAACUUUGUGAACAGAUGGAUGCAAAAGGCCUUCUGAAAUUUAUUUCAGAAAAUUGGAAAAGCCUUGCCACCCUACGUGAGGAACUUUCUCUUGCAUUAAAAUAUGCACCUGAGCCAGCCCAAUUGGUGCUGGAUUCAUUGGAGGGAUUGUACCCUCCGGACCAAUCUAAUUUACAAGGGAAUGAGGACAGUGCCCUACAGGGCCUGCGCAGAAGCUGUCUUGUAUUGAUGGAAUCUGCCGCCCCUCUCUUGGGGAUCACUGAGCCAGGUGUUGAUCACCCUGUUAGCUCUGAAAUUAAGCAGCAGGCCAAGGCAAUUGCUGAUGAAUGGAAGCCCAAGUUGGCUGGUGUGGACAUAGAUGCUUCUAAUGGAUAUUCAUUGGAAGCACAAGCAUUCCUACAGCUUCUUGCAACAUUUAACAUUGCGCCAGGGUUUGAUGAAGACGAACUUUGCAAGCUCGUCAUUGCUGUCUCUCGUCGCCGGCAGGCACCUCAGCUCUGCCGCUCUCUUGGAUUAACACAAAAAAUGCCAGAUGUGGUUGAAGAUUUGAUUAACAGAGGGAGACAGAUUGAUGCUGUUCAUUUUGCACAUGUUUUCCAGCUUACUGAGAGCUUUCCGCCUGUGCCUUUAUUGAAGGCAUACUUAGAGGACUUGAAAAAUGCGAAAAAAAAUGGGGGCACAAGCACUGGCAAUGUGCAGAAGGAUCCCAAUGCUCAGGAGCUUGGUGCACUAAGGGCAGUCAUCAGGUGCAUUAAAGACUACAAGCUACAAGAAGAGUACCCUGUUGAGCCUCUCCAGAAACGGGUUGCUCAGCUUGAGAAAGCUAAAUAUGAUAAGAAACGAAUGGGGGAAGCUGCCAAGCUCCAACCGAAAAAGCCUCGAGCCACUGGAGAAUAUGCUCCUCGCAGGCCUGCUUUUGCUGCUGAAACUAGGCAACUCCCUCCUACAGCUUUUGAUGAGAGGGGACUGUAUGCUGGUGCUGCAGAAAGGUACCCUGAGAGGUACCCUUACAAUGCACCUCCCACUUAUGAGCCACCAUCGUAUGCUUCCUAUGGUCAGCCAGUGAAUGCCCAGAGGCCAUAUCAUUACCCAGACGAGAGAGUCCCUCCUGCACCUUAUAAUGCUGCAUCAAGUUAUGGGAGCUUUACAGGCACUGGAGCUGCUCCAAACAGCUAUGGCAAUUAUAUGGGCACUGGAGUCCCAUCUUCUUCAUCCAACUAUGGAAGCUAUACAGGCAGUGGUUUGCAGCCAUCUAACCAAUCUUAUAUGUAUCCAGGCAGUGGUUUGCAGCCAUCUCACCAAUCUUAUAUGUAAUAUGGGCUUGAAUGACUGUAGGUUGCUUUUAGCUGCUCCAUGAGCAUGUGAGAAUUGGAGGGUGUAUUUGACUUAUGUCUAGUGGGUAACUCAGACCUUAUUAUCAUUUUAACCCUAGAAUCCAUUCUACCGUAUUUUGUACCCAUGGUUACAAAUUUAUCAUAGUUUAUCUUGUUUAGAGUUUU